AUGCCCACAAUCCUCACUCCCCAAGGCUGGGUCAAAGUCAGCCAGAUUCCGGGCAAGAGGCCGGCUAACCAUGAUCCGGCCGAAGCUCUUAAAGGGCCAUUGGCAUAUUUCAGCUGUCAACCACUUCCCUCCAGCAAAGUUCCGAAUGGUGCAAGAAAUAAACCCCAGUUCCCUUACGACCUCUCUGCCUCGCCGGAAAAGUUGAAAAGACAGUCUCAUGCCAGAAUAGGUGGGAAAAACAGGAACAUUUCGGCUCCUCAACCUCGAUUGGAAGAUGAUGAUGAAGAUGAGGAUGCGGAUCGGAAAUCUCACUCAUCUCGUUCUUCACUCUCGACGAGAAGCGUAUCACCUGCUCCGGAGUUACCACGUUCCCAUCACUCAUCAAAAUCUCGACACCAGUGCUCUCACGAUGAGGGCCGCUCCAAAUCCGGAUCAAGCCGAAGCCCGCAUAGAUCCUACUCCCACCAUCCACCUAUCGAAACAAAUCCACAGCCUGUAGUCGCGCAUUCGUCAGGGCCAGGGCAAUAUCACCCCAGAAACAGCUACAACAAUUACUCUCCUCCAGGGUCAUUCCAGCGUCCACCACCUCCGACCAAUGCGAGAAGCAUGUCGUAUAGUUGGUACAAUGCCACUACACCCUUGAAUUUGUGA
Messenger RNA from Rhinocladiella mackenziei CBS 650.93, 651 nucleotides. RefSeq lists its product as uncharacterized. NCBI's taxonomy places the organism in Eukaryota, Fungi, Ascomycota, Eurotiomycetes, Chaetothyriales, Herpotrichiellaceae. The transcript has a single exon. The record is from RefSeq and is a predicted model, not a curated record. Bases 1 to 651 code for a protein of 216 amino acids.